Messenger RNA from Priapulus caudatus, 1270 nucleotides. RefSeq lists its product as uncharacterized. The record is from RefSeq and is a predicted model, not a curated record. The transcript is spliced from 2 exons. NCBI's taxonomy places the organism in Eukaryota, Metazoa, Priapulida, Priapulimorpha, Priapulimorphida, Priapulidae. Bases 98 to 502 code for a protein of 134 amino acids.
UCUAAAGGAGGCAUGGAUAAAUUCCUUAAGCCCACUGAUCAACCUGCUGAAUGACAGGACAGAGAGAGUGCAGCUUAAAGGAAAAUCAUUCAAAUCUAUGCUGGCACCCGUCACUGCAGAAGAUGUGUUGGAGUUUGAGCGUCAAGUCAAACAACUAGUGGAUCCCGAAAUUGCCAUUGGGAAGUACACAAAGAAUGACAUGAAGAAAGUAGACGGCUACCAUCACUUCAUGGCUGCACACUGCGUUGAGGGGACAUAUUCCUUACAGAUUAGGAAAUGUGGGAACGCCAACUGCUGUCGUCCAGUCCGGAGCCCUGAUGGAGUUAUUCCACCAGUCUUUCCAAACCCCAUGAUGAAGCCAGAUGACAGAGCACACUAUCAGACGUUCGAAUCACUGUUGGGCCAACAAACAGAUGAAUCCCACAUGCCUUCCAGCACCAACACUCCUACAGCUAAAGUAGCUGAGGAACAACAGGUACAUUUUAAUACAUUAAUUUCAUAGUCUCCACGAAACAUGUCAAACCUACCAGACAUGUCUGGUAAAAAUCUGUCCGGUCUGGUAAAAUGUUGUUUUAUGUUAUGCUAAAUAGAUUUAUAAGCCGGUAGGUUCAGUAAAGCAAAACCGAGUUUCGCGGAGACUGUUCAUAAAUAUACAAAUUUCUGUAACUAGUGUAAGGCUAAAUAUGCAUUAAAAGGUUCUAAAAUCAUGGCCUAAAUCAAAAGCAAUUUUUGCAUGAUAUAUCUAAAAAUGACACCAAGCUUGCUCCCAUUCAAUGUUUUAAUGGGGACAGAAACAUCAAAUGUUGUAGACAGACGAUUUAAUAUUUUUGAUUUUAUCUGUGUGUUAUAGGGAUGUCCGAAUAGUUUUCUGACUGCCCAGCAUGCAAGGGAUGCCGUGAGGUGUUUUCAGUGUGAAAAGCCGAGAUGUCUGUAUUCGAAGAAGGCUUUGGCUUCCAGGGAGGACCGUGCAUUGAAGCGCUUACUGGAGAAACGCCAAUAUUCAUGUGGCUCCAUUAUCACCGCUGAUGGUAAACUUCUCCAAUUGAGUCUAGUAUUAACUAUAAAAUGUGUAUAUAUAUUGUUGUGUUUCUGACAAAGAGUCAAUAAAUAAAUCGUUUAUUGUACAACAAUAGUAUCGUUUAUUGUACAGCAAUGGUAUGGUACGACGAUAAGAGUUGCAUAAUCGCACACUAUCUGUGAUCAGUCUUUAUAAGUUUAGAAAACGGUUCUUCGAAAGAAUCCUCGUUGUUAUUACUGGAGGCAUCCAUCU